AUGACGACGGGCAUGAGCGAGGAGCAGUUCAACCGAACUCUCCAGGCGAUUAACGACAACGUCAAUGACGAUGACAACGAACUCUACGUGGCUAUUGCCGCGCUGGUCAUCUCACUGAUUGCGCUUCUCGCCUCUAUUCUUCAAGUUGCUCAACAAUACUACGCUUCCGCCGCUGGCUACUCCAGCUGCGACGAAAAGGCAAUAGGGAAAUGGGCAGCAUGGAGGAAACGGCAGCUUAGGCCCUAUGAGUUUCGUUUUGAAGUUCAGUUCGAAGCUCCCGUCAUAUUCCUGUGCCCGCCCAAAAACGACAAAGGUCCUGUCAAGAACACGCCCAUCUACUGCAUCGAUGGCAGCAGGGAAAGCUUGGACAAUACCAAGUCGGAUUUGCAGACAGAAAUGCAGAUGAAAGACCAGAACAAGUCUGACAAGGAAAUACACAAGCAAUCGGUGCACACGGCCGACAAUGAGCUUGCCUCUUGGGUCACACUUCUUUCUGCUCUACAACAAAUGGAACAUGACUCCCGGGCCUGGCAGAAAAGCAAAUACGAAGAAAAGACAAAACCGACGCAACCACCAAGAGCCUCUACCCAAAAUACCCCCCAGGAAAACAUCGACCAAGUACUUGAUGAGGUGAAGGAGCACUAUACCCUGGCAGUGGCUGUACAGAGGAAGCUCAGGAGCUGGGACACGAUGCCAUCGAAUGUCAAGAAACCUUAUGCCACCACGACAUGGUGUCAUAUCGUCGAAAUGCUAGCCUUGCUCGGCGUCUACUGGGUUGAGUUUGACAGGACCAACGACAGAUACCGUGGGGAAGGCAAUGGCUAUACCGUGACGGGAACCAAAGUUAACGACCUCGGCAUAAUGUUUACGUUCCAAGUCCAUGGGCGCAAUCGCUUCGAGGCCAAUCGGAUCAUCCCGAUAGACGAGGUUAAGGAACUCUGCUUCGGUUUUGUCCCGACCAUAUACCGUUCCAAAUCUGAUGGACGACGGUUGAAGUUUCCCAACGAAGAGUCCAGAGAUCUGUCGACGCUGAACUUUGCCAGCAUGGACGAGAUUGGAGAAGCGCUUGUUUUGAUCGGCUGCAACACGAACACUGUGAACUAUUUUACGGCAAAAUCCAAGACAGCCAGGGUCAUUCAUUUGUUCCCUAUCGCUUUUGAGAUCAUUGGGAUGCUGGGACGGACUCUCCACAUUGAGAAGAGUGCAUUCCGCCAGCUUCCCAACCCUACUCUCUUCCGCUGGGACAAGAAGAACUUCUCGCUAAACAAGCUGCUCGAUGCGUACUCUUUCCAAUUGAGAAGGCAGUUUGGAUUUUCAAAGACUCCCAGCAGCGUAAUCAAGGUUAUUUGGAGGCAUAUAGUGCACUUGCAAAGCGAGAUUGAAAAACUGCCUCCCACUUCUGAACGGGGCAACUGGCUGAGUUUGCCGCUUAUGGAUGCAUUGCACGCGUCUCUCGACGAUAUGGAUGAGGUUCUCACGGCCAAGAAGAAGGAACGACCACCAAUCAAGAAGACGUACACGACGAAAUCCAACCUCGCCACCAUGGUCUCGGAGAAACCCGCACCGCCACCACAGCCGGAGGCAGCUCCUAAAGAACAACCAGGCGAGGCCAGGCGACGAGAACUGGUCCAAGAUGUGCUGCGCAGUCACAUCCAGGCGGUCCUAUCUGGGUUCAAUGAGAAGCCCACCAAGCCUGCCCAGGAAGCUUCCAGCGGAAACCAGCCUGUGGGAACCAGGACAAAAUCCCGUUUCGAAGCGAUGGAUGCCGCGCCUCCAGAGCUGAGGCAAGACAAACUUAUGGAAGUGUACUUCAAGGUUGUCCGGCGCAAGGUCAAGAACCAAGCGCAGAAGUUAACAUAUGCGGACCGGCGAGCCGAUGAACCGCAGACGCCUCGAGGACCAGCCCCGGCACCUACCGGCUUUGGCCUGAGGCCUAGGCGGACAGGCCUGAGUGUGCGGACGGCGUUGACGGAAGAGUCAGACGAAGAAUCAGAGGAAGGAUCGAUUAUGGAGGAGGAGCUGCUUGAUAUCGCGGACGAUGGGGCACACAUCAACAUGCUGGAUCCGAAACUAGAGGUUACGCACGAGGAUAUCUGGUGCACCCUGGUGUUCCGGAUGAUUUGCUGGCUCAUGCUCCACGAUUUCCACAAGAAUGAUGUACAGGAGGUGUCGAAGAGCGAGCUGUUAGGUAGUCGACUCCCGGUUUACAUCGCCUAG
Molecule: messenger RNA, 2217 nt
Organism: Colletotrichum truncatum
Lineage: Eukaryota; Fungi; Ascomycota; Sordariomycetes; Glomerellales; Glomerellaceae
Product: modin
Source: RefSeq, a predicted model, not a curated record